GCCAGGAGGAGUACUCGGCCAUGCGUGCGAGGGGAGGACACGCGGACCGGCAAGGGCUUCCUGCUCUUCCACUCGAUAACAGAUCCACAGUCAUUCGAGGAGAUCAUGACCUUGCCGCAGCAGGUUCUACACGUCGAGGACAAGAGACAAGGGCUACUUUCAGAUGAUUGCACCGGAGGACGAGACAAUGACCGCAGAAGAGCCGGUGGAGCUAGUGCCCUUGACGACACCGAUGUUGCGGGUGUCAACUUCAACAACUACUCCCGAGACUCCCUCAUGCGCAAGUUCGCCCGGAUGCAGAACCCACAGACCGCUGGCGCCAACUGA
Mytilinidion resinicola is the source of this 327-nucleotide messenger RNA. RefSeq lists its product as uncharacterized. The transcript has a single exon. The annotation marks the transcript as partial. NCBI's taxonomy places the organism in Eukaryota, Fungi, Ascomycota, Dothideomycetes, Mytilinidiales, Mytilinidiaceae. The record is from RefSeq and is a predicted model, not a curated record.